UCAAAUAUAUAAAACAAACUAGGAGUUCAACUAAAAUCUUGAAAAAUUGUCGUGAAGAAUUUCUAUAAUAUUUUUUCUAAAUUUUCAAAGCUAGUGUUAUUUGUGAAAACAUUUGUAAUGGCGGAUCAAGAGCCGACAAGUUCCCUUUUCCCUGGAACAAAUAAAUUUAGUAGCCCGAAUCCUUGUUGUUCGAAAGAGUUAAGACUGAAAAACUAUUCGAAAACGGCUUAUCCCAGUAAAAAGCAUCGCCAAUCCUCGAAGCGCAGCGGAACUUAUCGAAAAAUUAUCAAUUUUAAAUGGUCAUCGGGAGCACAAAAAAGUCAACGCAGUCCGAUGUUUUUAAGACACCUUGUCCACAAAUUAAAGCUGUAUAAAAGGGAUUUGGGAAAAUCCUCCCGGCCCCUAUUUAAGGCUGUUAUUUUGAAGGAGAUGAUUAGGUUGGGAAGGCGACCAAAUCCAAGGUUCUUAAAGGAUGUACAGCGCGCCAUGUGCAUACCAAAAUGUAAUAAAACGAAAAAUGUUACGGAAAGUUGUGCUAACCAGAUUUCUUCCAUGGAAAUUGCCGAGAUUUCUCAAGUGAAACCUAGCUGCGAACCCACACUUUUGGAACCGAAAAUCGAUUUAUUUGCAUCUCCCUUGAUGGAGAAUGAUGAAUCCGGGACUGCUGAAGUUUUCCCACAAAAUAAUUUGCAACCAUCAGAAUUAAAUUUAGAUGACCAGUGUAUAGAAGUUCUAUCCAAGCUCAGUAUUUAAUCGACAACAACAAAUGAAGAAACUAAUAGAAGUGAUCUGAAGGACUCGUUUUAACCUUUUAAUCAUUGUACUUACAAUACCGAGAAUAUGUUACUCAAAAAUUUAAUAAGUAAAGCAAGCGCUGAUUUCGUAA
Molecule: messenger RNA, 886 nt
Organism: Drosophila ficusphila
Lineage: Eukaryota; Metazoa; Arthropoda; Insecta; Diptera; Drosophilidae
Exons: 2
Coding region: 118-753 (211 amino acids)
Source: RefSeq, a predicted model, not a curated record